UUGGUGGGAAUCAUUAUCUUUUCAAAAGUCCAUUUGGGAAUGCCUGCCAAGAUUCCCAUCCGCCAUCUUUGGUCGGUGGGAAAUAUGGGCGCACCGACUCCUAGUACACACUCUUUUCCCUUCAUACUUCGAUCGUUCCUUCUCCACAUUUCCUCCUCCAACAAGCAACUCUCGGAUUCUAAGAAGUCCAUCCGACCCCCUUCGAACUCUCAAGGAAAGAUCAAUAUCUCGGAGAGCAAGAUGCCGAGGCUUUGGAUCCGAAACGAAAGAUCGAAGCGUUGGAAGAGGAGAAAUCCGAACUCGUCUAUAAAAAUGAAGAACAGAGCAAGAAAAUCAUGCUACUGAUGGAACGAAUCGAAGAAUUCAAGAAAAACCAGGCCGAGAUGGAAGAACGGUUGCAAUCGCUGCAGCAAGAGAACGUUUGCUUCGAAGAAGACAAGAAGAUGCUGAAAAUGGUCACUGCUCGUGUGCAGGAUCUCGAAAACGAAAUCAACUGUUUGCAGCGCGAACUCGGCGCGUCGAGGGCGGAGUGCGAGGUAGCUGCAGAAACGCUUCAGCGGAUGAAAACCUCCUUUGAAGAGGUGGAAAAGAGCAAUCGGGAGAGGGGUCUGAAGAUCCGGAGUCUCGAGGAGGAGAAUGCUUUUCUGAAUGGACAGAUAGAGAGAUUGACGGCAGAGACCGAAUUGGAAAUCCGCAAACUGCAACAAGAAGCGAAUACUGAGGUAUUGGAGGCUGAGAUAUUGGAGAAGGAGAUGGAAAUCCGUAGGUUGAAGAAGUAUUUGGACGAAUCAAAGGGGAAGAAAUCGGAACUGGAAGGGAAGAUGGAGAAAUUGGAGCUGGAGAAGGUAUUAAAAGGAGAAGGAAGAGAGUACCGCUGUAACAAAUGGCGUGGAUUGAAGCUCCCAUGGCCCUUGGCGGCAUCAGCUGGGACAGUUGCUGCAGCGGCCAUGAUCUAUCUAAAGUGUGCCCAACAGAGGAGCUCUUAAAGAGAAUCCUUUUUUUUUUCCCUAGGGUUAGGGUUUCUUCCUCUCUUUGUUAUAUUCUUCCUAGACGUUCCAUUUUCCGAAGGUUCGUAUCUUCAAGAGUUUCCACUCACAUACACUAACACAGAGGUAGAAGUAUCCAGAUUUUCUUAGUUUUGCUUGCCUUCGCUUGGUUCUUUGCCGGACUUGAAAUUUUACCUGUGAUGGUGAAGGAAAAUUUUCUAAUUUUA
Molecule: messenger RNA, 1213 nt
Organism: Magnolia sinica
Lineage: Eukaryota; Viridiplantae; Streptophyta; Magnoliopsida; Magnoliales; Magnoliaceae
Exons: 2
Coding region: 336-986 (216 amino acids)
Source: RefSeq, a predicted model, not a curated record